CAAGAAGACUCAAAGCAGUAUUUGUGAAUAUUCUAAAAGGAAUGGUUUGACAUUGGAAAAUAUGUGCAUUCAUCUUCUUACUGAUAGUUAGAUGAGAAGAUCAAUACCACUUUCUUAUUUGUCCAUUCAAAGUCACUACUUCCUUGCCAGGGGCAGUGACCUCAAGGAGUCUCCUCUGGUCACCCGGCAACCCCACAGUGACAACAAGACUCAAGGAAUUCACUGCCAAGAAAAAGUCCAGCAUAUAACUCACUGUAAAACCACAUGAGAGGUAUCAAAUUCCCAAAAUGUCAAACUAUUCCUUAGAGCUUGAUAUCAGACAUGCAAGACUCUAAUCUGUGGUCAUCAAGAUGCAGCUGCCCUGUAACCAAUUGUGUGUCUGUGUAAACAUUUACAAUAAAAUUAGCUCAUAUUAUAGAAGUAAUGUUCUCAAUGAAUUAAUGUCCUUUGUCUGAAUUUGGUAGUAUUGUUCUUGAGUAUAGGAAAACUUGACAUAAUGUUGACAUUUCUUUAUUGGUUAUAAGCCCCUGUCAAGUUGUUGUUGUCUCUUUUUAGAGAAUGCAACACUAUUGCUGUUAUUCAGAUCUGGUCCAGUAGGUCCUGCGAACCACAAGGUUCAGCUGCAAUGUGAUUAUCCCCAUCAUGUGAUCUACAGCCGGGGUAUGAAAGAGGGCCUUUUAUUUGAGCUGGAAGCAAUCGUCAGAGGUUUUCAUGCACUGAGAAGCUACAGCAGAUCCUUGUCAGCUUGGUUUGGUCAUGACAUAAUCAUCUGACUUCCCUCCAAAUCUUCACGGUUAGGAGUGGGGAGAAACUCAAGAGGUUUUAGUGCUGGAGUUUUUGUCAUGGAUCAUCAUACCUCUGGCCAGCACAGUCAGCCCAGCCACGCCUCAAGCUUUCAGUGGCUUUCGUUUGCCUACCAGGGCCUGACAGAAAUCCCCUAUGAAACCAUUCUAACACAGACAGAUACCCUGGAGGUGCUGGACCUGAGUUACAAUGUUCUUUAUUGGAACCCGGCUCUGCUGGGUCAGCUGGAGAGGCUCAGCACUCUGAUCCUGGACUGCAACAACUACACGUCUCACGUCAAGUUCCCCUACAUGCCCAGCGUCACCACAGUAUGCAUCAACAAGAACAAGAUCAACAAUCUGCCUGUCUUUGUGGAAGAAAUCCGACGAAAGUUCCCCAGCAUAAAGAUCCUCAGUAUGAUGAACAAUGAGGCAGCACCAAGCUAUUUCAAUGGAGGAAGUCUGACUCAGUACAAAGACUACAGACAGUAUGUCAUCAGUCAGCUCCCGGGGCUGGAGAUUCUGGAUGACACUGAGGUCCUGGAGAAGGAGAGAGUCCAAGCUAGAAAAACCUACAGGCUGCAGCAGAGUACUCAUGGCAGCAGAAAGAGGAAGGAGGAUUCAUCCAAGAAACACACACACAUGCAGAAAAAGUCAAGUACUGUCAUAAGGCAAUAGCAUGCACAAAGUUUUUAAACCCUUCCUUUAUGAUCACCUUUUUAAUAAUAUAUUUAAUGAUAUAAUAUAUAAAAUAUAUAAUUGUAUGUUCUGUAUCUUCUUGUUCCAACACUUAACUGACAUGUAAUAUUUAAAUCCAAACUCUAUGUUUUGUAUGGCUGCACAUCAUAUUAAAUGAAAAUAAUUUA
Molecule: messenger RNA, 1648 nt
Organism: Thunnus maccoyii (southern bluefin tuna)
Lineage: Eukaryota; Metazoa; Chordata; Actinopteri; Scombriformes; Scombridae
Product: leucine-rich repeat-containing protein 72
Exons: 5
Coding region: 843-1460 (205 amino acids)
Source: RefSeq, a predicted model, not a curated record